AUGGCCACAAAAGUGGAGUUCGCGGUUCAGAUGCGCUGCCAGUCGUGUAAAAACAAGAUCGCCGACCAGUUGUCACACUUCCCGGACGUACGAGUGCUCGACAUUGACCUCCAGAGCCAACGCGUGAUCGUAGAGCUCACGCCUACCGCUGACCAGACGUCCAUCGCUUCCAAGACAUCCGUACACGACAUCCAAUCGGCGAUUGAGACCAACUUAGGUCUCACGACUGUUGUCAAGGGUUUGGGCGAUAGUGUGGCCGCUGUUACCGAAAUCACCGGUGACGACGGGAUCAUAGGAGUGGUCCGUUUCGCACAACAGGCCAACAGUCAGUGUUUAGUGGACGCUGUGAUCGACGGUCUGCGCCCACACACCGACUACUCGGUCAACAUUCACGCGUACGGCGACCUCAGCGGCGAACGGUUCCAGCGCUUGGGCUCCGUAUACCUGCCCAUUGCCGACAACUUCCAGACCAGUGGUUAUCCGGCCAGAGGUUCGCUGAAGACAGUGGUCGACAAUUGCGAGCUCAGCGCCUGUAUUGGCCGAGCGCUGGGUAUCAGUGCUAAACAGUCGGGAACUACUGGUGGCGGCGGUGGUGUUGUGGGCGCCGGUAUCGUCGCCCGCGCUUCCAGUGUCGGCGAUAACAGCAAAAAAGUGUGCGCCUGUAGUGGACGUACCCUUUGGGACGAGAGGGCCAUCAAACAGGAGGACCAGUCCAGCCAACUAAUGGAUCCGUUAAAUAGUGACAACCAAUCGAUUGAAACACUGAUAUUCAACUCAAGUGAUUACCACUCAUUCGCCAACACCUCUAACACCGACACCACUAACGCAGACACUGACCGGCCGUUUGAUCGCAUAUUACGCCAGAAAUGGUCGGAAGCGUUGGCCAAACCCAACGUAUUUCGCUAUCGAGUGGACGAACACUCGCUGACCAGUCGUGCCCUUCCGGGCGAGUACUCAAUGCACGCCUACCUUAACGAGGGUCGAGCCGUCGCGCGUCGACCGCCGCAACUCAUGGCUAGCAUUCGGCAGCCCUUCGACGGCCAGCGGUUUAACUUCACCCGAAUCGGCGCCGAAGAGUACUUAUUCAACGUCCAGUCCAGCGAUGGCCAGCUGUCGGGCGCCGUAAUCGUCAACCAAUCACCGAUCGAGUACUGCAACGCUCUGCUCGUCCCGCGAUUGGCCGACUGUCGGCCGCAAGUGCUCACCAGUGAUGGCCUACUAUUGGCCGCGAGUUUGGUGGCGAUGAGUGGCCGGCGGUCACUGCGCGCCGGGUUUAACUCGUUGGGCGCCAUGGCUUCGGUCAAUCACCAGCACUUCCACCUCUACUAUUACGACCACCCGAUGCUCAUCGAGACACUACCCAUCAGUACAGACCACCGGCUGAUUGGUUGGCCGAUCGACACCCUGUGCUUCGAGACCACAGACCUGUGCGCUGAGAGUUUGGCCCGACUUGUGGUCAGAGUUCAACGUCUUGUAGACUAUUGUUUGGCCGAAAGUAUCGCUCAUAACCUGUUUGUUAGCCGCAGUGAUAGUGUCGGCGCCGACCGUACGCCUGGUCUACGGCUAUACGUGUGGCCCCGGGAGCCGGUGUUUGGCCGCAAAGACGAUCACGUGAUUAAUGCGGCCUUUUGUGAGUUUACGGGAUUUUUUAUGUGUAAAUCGCGACAAAUGUUUGCGGAUAUGACUGAAGAGAGUUGUGUCCAACUGUUGGCCGAAGUGAAGACCUGUUGUCAUCGUUUGCAGCAUUUGUUUGUGGGAACUUUUGGUUUCCAAAUCAUAGACGGAAUGUUGCACCGAAUGACCCGUAUUUCAGGCAAUUUUGACAAUUCAGUCAAUAUAUCUGCUGUUAUUCUCAAAUCCGUCGCUGCGAUGACUGAAUCGGUGCCGGAGUUUACUAUCAUUGAGAAGACAUACGAAUUGGACACCAAAGACACCGUACGGUUGCUAUUGAUCAGAGGGGGGCAGACAUUCAUGCUAUGGGUGGGCGAGUCGGGGGUCAGGGGUGGCCCCCAGUUGGCCGACCUGUCCCUCGCUGUGGGCGAACACUCGACAUCCGUG
This is a messenger RNA of Medioppia subpectinata, 2058 nucleotides long. The record is from the annotation of a GenBank genome assembly. Lineage: Eukaryota; Metazoa; Arthropoda; Arachnida; Sarcoptiformes; Oppiidae.